AUGGCUAAGCGAUUAAGUGAACAAGAAAUAUCUGUUUUAGCGAAUUGUGAUAGUAGUGACGAGAGUGGUGAUGACUUCUCUUCGACAGAUGAAGACGAAUUGUAUGUGCAACCUGAUACAAGCGCUCAUAGUUUGUUUUCGGAGCGCGAACAUGCUGAGUCUAGUUCAAACGCAGAAGCUACACAACAAGCUAUUACAUUGCUAUCCAAUAAUAUUCAAUCUUCUUCUUCAUUAGAUAGUAGUGGUGCUCCAGAUACGUUUAACUCAGAACUUCAGCCGAGUUCAGAAGAAAAUGUCCCUUUGGUAGGAGAACACGAGAGUAAUGAAUGGAUAGAUACACCCUGGGAAAUUUCAGACUUUCCGUUUUUGGGUCCUGAGCCAGGUGCGAAGAUAGCUACUAAUAAGAGCACAGCUCCUUCUAUGUAUGCUGAUUUGUUCUUCAACGACGAAUUCUUGGAAAAUUUAGUUACGGAAACUAACCGUUACGCCACCCAAGUGCUUUCAACGCGUCGUUUGCGACGUUCGUCAAAAUUGAAAGAAUGGAGAGAAACGAAUAAAGCCGAGAUGAAGAGUGAUCAGAAGAGGCUCUACAAAUCAUUGGAGCGACCAGAGGUAUGUGGAGCGGGCCCAGGACCGGAUCAGGCUAACACUGUCGCAUUUUGGCGUGGCCUGUGGUCAGAGCCCGUAAACCACAGCGAGGGCCCUUGGACGGAAGUUGUGGUGAGUCAGUGUGCAAGUAUUACGCCCAUGGACCCCGUCAUCAUAACGCCGGAUGACGUAGCUGAGGCGGUCCGUAGGGCCCCGAACUGGAAAAGUCCGGGACUCGACGGGCUGCAUCACUACUGGCUGAAGGGGUUCAUGGUGUGUCACGCUGUGCUCGCCCGUCAGUUUCAAGAGGCUCUCAACCAGAAGUCGCUCCCUAGCCUAUUCACUAGUGGGAUCACUCAUUUGGUUCCUAAAGACCAGGCAUUAUUGUUUAAUAAAAUGGUUUUGAAAUUUAAGCUUAAGCACGUUAUGACGGCUAGUAAUCGGUCAAAUGGCUCUCUAAAACGAUUGUAA
Messenger RNA from Parnassius apollo (apollo), 1059 nucleotides. The record is from the annotation of a GenBank genome assembly. NCBI's taxonomy places the organism in Eukaryota, Metazoa, Arthropoda, Insecta, Lepidoptera, Papilionidae.